CUGCACUCAUAUUAUGUAGACCAAUGGGAUUGGGAGAUCAUUAUUCAGAGAGAUGAACGAAAUGACGAAAAAUUGGAGGAAGUAGUUGAGAAGAUAUAUGACUCUAUGAAAGUGACUGAGAACAUUUUGAUAUCGGCAUACCCAGUGUUAAAUCGCAAGUUACCGGAAAAUAUUAAAUUCAUUACAACGCAAGAAUUAGAAGAUAUCUACCCCGACAAAAAACCGGAAGAACGUGAAUAUCUUGCAGUUAAACAGUACGGUGCUGUUUUUCUCAAACAGAUCGGAAAGCUUCUGAAAUCCAAUACGAUACACGACAAUCGAGCCCCAGACUAUGAUGACUGGGAAUUGAAUGGAGAUAUACUAGUUUAUAGUGAACACGACGAUAGAUGUAUAGAAUUGUCAUCAAUGGGUAUCCGAGUGGAUGAGUUGUCAAUGGAGAGACAGUUGAAAGAAAGUGGUUGUGAAACACGUAAACAGCUUGAAUAUCAUCAAAAUGUUCUGAAUGGUAUAUAUCCAUUAACGAUAGGUGGUGGAAUAGGACAGAGUCGAUUGUGUAUGUUCUUUAUGGAGAAGAAACAUAUUGGUGAAGUGCAAGUUAGUAUAUGGCCUGAACACGUUCGUCGUGAAUGUGAACAGAAUAAUAUAUUUCUCCUGUAAACUGAACGAAAUCAUUUUCUCUCAGCUUUAUUGUUGAAAAGAAUGUGAAGUGCAUGAAUAUUAAUUGUAUGUAUGUUUUCAUAAAUGUUGUCCUUUCAAUGUUUGUGUGAUUUUGACUUUCUUGUGUUCUCGACUAUGAUAAUGGCGAAAUAGAUACUGUUUCAGCUAAUCGUUAAAUGAA
Schistosoma mattheei is the source of this 838-nucleotide messenger RNA. The record is from the annotation of a GenBank genome assembly. NCBI's taxonomy places the organism in Eukaryota, Metazoa, Platyhelminthes, Trematoda, Strigeidida, Schistosomatidae.